GAUUAUUCUGCCUGAUGGCCAGAGAACCCGGAAGUAGCGCCAGCGUAACAAUCGCAGAUCAUUUGAGUGUCAGCGGCCUGUCUGUCUACUGUUGAUACAGAAGAACAAUGCGAGUCACAGCGGUGUCAAGCUCUCCGAGGAUCCAGGCAGUGUUGACCAGCGCUGCUUCAGGUCUAGAGGGCUUCAAAUCUCACGCCGUCUUCCAGGAGAUCAAUAAGAAGCUGCAGGAGGAUGGAGAGCAGUUUGUGAAGAAGAUUGGAGGCGUGUUUGCUUUCAAGGUGAAGGAGGGGCCGGGUGGGAAGGAAGCCACCUGGAUUGUUGAUGUGAAGAAUGGAAAAGGCUCCGUUGACAAUGACACCGAAAAGAAAGCCGACUGCACCUUUGCCUUGGCCGACUCUGACCUGCUGGAUCUGAUGACAGGAAAGGUUAAUCCACAGACUGCGUUUUUCCAGGGCAAACUGAAGAUCACUGGAAACAUGGGCAUGGCCAUGAAGCUUCAAAGCCUGCAGCUGCAGCCGGGCAAAGCCAAGCUGUGAUAAGCCCCGCCCCAGUGGGCGGAGUCUUGAGGAGAUCCUCCCUUAGAGUUUACUCCGUUAUUGUAGCUGCACAGGAGUCAGAAACGAAUGUGUUUCUGCGUUGUAGUGUUCAGCUCUUCUCUAACAAGUUAAAGGAAUAGUUCAACCUGAAAUGAACAUUUUGUAAUUAUUUACUCACCUUCACACCAUUCCAAACCCAUUUAUGGUGUUAUUUACUUUUUGUUCGUGGAGCUCAAUAGUAGAUGUUUUUAAACCCAUCACUACAACAGUUCACAGUGACCUUGUCUCCAAAAUGUACAAAAGGAUUUGAAGAUGUGAAUUGCAACUUCACAUUUCUGUGUUUUCCCCUCACAGUGCUGUCGUCUGGCUUCAGAGGACUUGGAAUAUAACUCAAAUAGACUUUUGACUUUUUUUGGUGUAUUUCAGUCCCUUUUUUUCCGCAAAUAAAAUAACAAAAUACAGGUUUGGAACGACAUGCGGAUGAGUAAAUAAGAAUUUUCAUUUUUGAGUGAGCUAUCCCUUUAGUUAUGAAUCACAGGAGUCUGGAAGAGGUACACAGAAGAUACUUAAUAAGGUCUAUUUGUAUCUUUGCAACAGUUUUCUUAUAAUUGGCCCCCAAAACGCUUUAAAUUGUAUGUAUGAAUUCUGUAAUAUAUUGGAAGCAAAUGUUGUUCAAGUUGCUGCAGGUUGUGUGCGUGCGCGCGCGUGUGCGUGUGAGUGUGCGCGUGUGUGAAAAAACCCUCAACUAUCAACACAAAUAUUCAGCAUGGCACAAGGCAUUUUUUUUUUAAAUGUUGGACCGCAAUGAAUUCCUUUUCAUCUUUAGUUAUUCCAGAUCUUCUGUUUGAUGGGGCAGGUUUACAGUACACCUUAAUAAAACCAAUCAGUGAAAGGAUGUAUAGUACAGUUUUAACUGGAAGUUUAUGUCUGUGAUUUAUGAAUGUUUUCCCUGUAUGUAUGCAUGUACUCAUCUAUAUUCUGCCCACCAGAUUCUAAAGAUAUUUUGUACUAAAUAAACUUAGUCUUUCUCAUUAAAAAUGACAAGU
This is a messenger RNA of Xyrauchen texanus (razorback sucker), 1582 nucleotides long. Its product is annotated as sterol carrier protein 2-like. Lineage: Eukaryota; Metazoa; Chordata; Actinopteri; Cypriniformes; Catostomidae. Gene Ontology annotation, cellular component: cytosol. The record is from RefSeq and is a predicted model, not a curated record. The coding region runs from base 108 to 536 and encodes 142 amino acids. The transcript is spliced from 5 exons.